Psylliodes chrysocephalus is the source of this 583-nucleotide messenger RNA. The record is from the annotation of a GenBank genome assembly. NCBI's taxonomy places the organism in Eukaryota, Metazoa, Arthropoda, Insecta, Coleoptera, Chrysomelidae.
AUGCCACCGAUUGUCAUAGAUGGCAAAACUAAAGAUCAGACAACCCUCAUAAGAGAUUUAAAGGAGUAUGUUAAAGGCCAAUUUAGUAUAAAACACACUAAUGCAACAACAAUAAUAUUCGUUGAAGACAAGGAAGAUCAUGCCAGAGUCAUCAACAAUAUUAAAACUGAAAAACUUGCAUACCAUACAUAUACUUCCAGCGACGAUAAGUCCCACGCCUUUGUCCUGCGUGGGCUUGCAGACGGUACUAAGACUACAGACAUAGAAAUAGAUCUCGAAGAACAGCAUGAAAUUAAGGCGAGGAACAUAUUCCAGAUGAACACUAAGGACAGACCCCUAUUUCUGGUGGUGACGGACCCAGCAAUUACCCUCGAAUAUCUAAACAAAAACACCAGGAUUGUACUACACACGAGGGUAACAUGAGAGCUGAGGAAAUCUGCCAAGCCCAUUAUACAAUGUCACAACUGCCAGCAGUGGGGGCAUGCAACGUCCAAUUGUGGUAGGCCGUCGAAAUGCGUCAAGUGUGCGGGUGAUCACCACACCCGUACAUGCCUGAAAACGAGAGAUACACCGGCGAUUUGUG